GGUAGCCCCACACUGAAACAGCAAUCUAAACUUUCUCGCAGCAAUGGCUCGGAAGGAUCUGCGUCUGCUCCCUCGCCGGCGGCAGCGCGAUGAGGAGGACCGCCUUACUGCCCUCCCCGACGAUAUGCUCCUCCACAUCCUGGGCCGUCUCGACACCCGCUGCGCGCUUGGGGCGGGGACGCUCUCCAGGCGCUGCGCCCACGUCCUCCGGGAGCUCCCCGUCCUGGAUCUCAAGGUCACCGAUGCGCUGCCACCGCGCUACCGUGGGAUCCUCGCCCUUCGCCGAGAAGCAACUGGACCGUUCUUCCUGCCCGAGUCUCGCCAGAGGCUAAUCGACAUCGCGGCACGGUACGAGCGCCGCGCCAUGCGCGCCAUGGCCGCCUCGGUCAAGGGCCUCCUCCUGACUCACACUCACCGGCGGCGGCGCAUGCAGAGGCUGUCGCUGGAGGUUUUCGCCCACAGCAGCAGCGCGGCCUGCAUCAACCGCUUGAUCCUGUACGCGGUCGAUUCCUGGGGCGUCCGGGACCUCGAGCUUGUCGCCACGCCGCCUACGGGUCCGUUCGGCCGCUCCCCGCCGGUGUACAGACUCCCCCGUGGACGCAUCAGCAGAAAGCCGGGCGCAUCUCGGCUGCAAAGCCUCAAGCUUGCCAACUGCUUGCCCCCGCCGCUUCAGGGGUUCACCGCGCUCGCCAAGCUCGUCCUGCAGGACCUGCCGGAGACCACGCCCGCGGCCGUCUACGAGGGCGUGGUCACCGCCUGCCCGCAGCUGCAAGUUCUGCACCUCUUGUCCUGCUCUUUGGAAAGAGGAACCAGUAGGGCGGUAUUCGACGCCCCCAUGUCAGAAAUUAGGGAGCUCGUCAUCGACGGCCACAUCAUGGCCGUCGAGCUCCGCUCUCUCCCCAAGCUUGAGAGCCUGGCCACCUUGCGCGCGUCUGUGUUCUUGCGCUCCGCCACCGCCGCCCCGCGCCUUGCCAAUGUGAGCUUCGCCUUCUCUGUUGGCCAACUGGAAGGGCACCAAUUAGCUGGUCUAUGUUGCAUGAAGCGGAACCACAUUGUCAACAUGCUCACCGGAUUCUUCAAACAUGCCGUCAGCAUGACGGAUCUUGUCCUGCGGUUCACAGGGCCAGACAUGUGGAUUGCGCCUUCCAAGAAUCCUUUUUCCCUCAUGUCCAAUUUGAGGAGGCUACUGGUUGCAGAUGUGCCUUCCUCCUGGGAUGUCUCGUGGCCCCAUCUCCUCAUCGAGGCAGCGCCAUUGCUUGAGAGCCUGUAUGUACAUGUCCCCCGAUGCGGGGAGGACGACGAGCACACAUGUCAGGAGAUAAUAGAACCCUCUGCUUCCUCUACUCGGUGGCGCCACCGCCAUUUGAAGGAGCUGGUGGUCAUUGGCUUUCAGAGAACAGACACACAGACACAGCUUCUUCGCCUUGUCAGAUUCACCGUGCAAGUAUCCAUGGUGCUGCGCCGUGUCGCUCUGUACAAGCAUGGACAUGUGGAGGAGAAGGGGGCCUGUAACUGUAACUGGGAGGUGGUGAGCCAUCAUAGCACCUGGAGCAACCAAGAGAAACUUACUGUUCUGGACGGGAUUUGCUCUUCAACAGCCUCACUUGAAGUGGAGUUUGAUUGAAUUCAGUUUGUAUAUUGUAUGCAUGUGUCUUCAGUUAUGAUGCCUCUGGGCGUGAAUCAUACUCUUUGAGUCUGUUUGAUGUAAUAAUUUAUGUGCUAUUUAACUGAAUUGCUUCCUUCAGUUAUUUCUACUCCUCUGUAUCUGAACUUGCUCGGUAAAGAUGUAA
This is a messenger RNA of Lolium perenne, 1790 nucleotides long. RefSeq lists its product as uncharacterized. Gene Ontology annotation, molecular function: protein binding. NCBI's taxonomy places the organism in Eukaryota, Viridiplantae, Streptophyta, Magnoliopsida, Poales, Poaceae. The record is from RefSeq and is a predicted model, not a curated record.